AAGUUUGUGAUGCACAUAGCGAUAAAAACUGAUAAAAGUGAAAGUAAGGCGGUUUCAUGAAAAAGAAGUGGCAAACACAAUAUGACAGUUAGCAAUUGAUAAAUAAUAGCUUUGUGUUGUACACAGAACACGUUUGUAGAUAACUAAUUUAGCAAGUUAAUAAGUUUACAAAAGCAGACAUUAGUGUAAAUGGUGCCCAUCACGUACGUUGAUAUUUUAUCGUCUUAUCAGAAAAACUACUAAACACUGAGAAACGGCCACCAUGCCGCAGAGAAUCCUCAGCUGCAGAAGCGCCAUCCUCGUGGCUUACUUGGGCCUCUUGCUGUAUCACGAGUUCCUUCGCGGUUCGAGCACGGAGCCUCAAGUACAGGUGGAGGCUCAGCAGGACGCCUUUGCCAACGGCCCGGUCCAUGUCCCUAGCCUGGUCCUUCCGGAAGCCACGGAGAUCCUGGGCGGCCUGGGGGAGAGCGAGCCAGGGGGCGUGGCGCUAACGACGAGCGGGAGCGCCGAGAAACUGCAGCAGGCCACGCAGGUUCUUCAGAAUGUCGGCGAGUGGUUUGGCAACCACGAGGUCAUGGCCACGCUGACGGAGGCGAGGCUGGAAAGCAUCGAGAAGCGGUUGGAGACGUUCUCGCGGAUGGUGGACAACUUCUCCAAGGGACUCGACCUCACGUGGAAACAGAUCGACUUCGUCAACAAGCACUACACGGGGGAAGUGGCCACGAAGCUGGAAACGAUGAUGUCCUCGGUGCAGUACUUCCACAAGCAGCUGGAGACCCUCAACCUGCAGCAGAGAACCGACAUCGACGCCAGCCAGCAAAUGGCCUCGAACUUCGUCUCCGUGAACAGCCGCCUCGCAAAACUGGAGGAGAAAUCGGAGGAAGACAACACGGGCUUUCGUCGCGUCCAGUUCGACCUGGAGGAGCACCUGCCGCUGCUGAGAUCGAUGGUCAAGGAGGAGGUACAGGCUCACCGCGUGCCCGAAGACCUCGACUCGCGCAUGGUGGCCGUGGACGAGGCCACCGUGGCCACCAUAAACAGGAUGGGCAAUCUCGAGGCCAAGGUCGCCGAGUCCGAGAGGCUGCACGCGGAAAUCCUCAGCCUCACCGACAGCCUCAUCAGGAGAGACAACGAGAUCAACAACCUGACGGCGCUGCUGCUGGACCUCGUCAAAUCCGUCCACACAACCCAGAAGCAUCCGAGGGCACCACCACACCAAGAGUGCCGCUCCCCUUACCUUCGUGUGGGCCAACUAUGCCUCGCCACCACACGGACGCCCACGCCCUGGCUCCACGCCCGCGACGCCUGCCUUGGCUCUGGGGGUCAGCUCGCCCUGCCCUCCAACCUCACCCUCUUCGCACGCUACCUUAGAUCUAACAACGUUUCGGGCGAGGUGUGGGUGGGCGGGUCCGAAUUGAUCUGGAAUUUAGAUCCCCAGCCGCCCCCGACCUCGCCCAGAGAGACAGGAGACCAGCAAACUACUUCUGCCACCUCCAAUCCUCAACACGAAGACACUGACGACGACUCGGUGCUACGAAAAGCUAACCAAGGCGCAAAUUCGUCGGCGUCGGGUAAACAAAGCCCAGAUUCGCCAGGUAGUAAGCCCACAGGUCCCGAGCAAGCAGAAUCCACGAGGCAUGACCAGUGCCUAGCUGUGGUACUGCGCCAAGAAGUCCAUGCGGUACUGAGACUGUGCAGGGAUCAUAACAUCGCUGUCUGCCAGCAAAACACUUAAGGUGGUGCGGACGUCGACCAAAGGCUGGUGUCUGAAAGUAUGUGAUAUCGUAAUAAAAACACCACAAAUUCUUUAUAAUGCAAUCAACAUAAAAUUGAUAAAGUCUGCGAUAUCGUAAAAAAUAUAUUGUUUAGCCUAUAGAAAUACGCGACGUUGAAAAUUCCUCAAUACAUAACCACACAGAUGAUGAUAUACACAAAGAAAACGCAUAUGCCAUUGUCCAAAUUGUGACGAUAGGCAUUCCUUAGCAUCUAAUACCUGUAAAUUUCAAAGUGGGACAUGAUGGUUUCCAGAUAUUCCCUGAUAAAAAAGUGGCAUAUAAUAUUUUUUAUCAGUCACGGACGAAAUAAACUAAAUAACAGUACAGUC
Molecule: messenger RNA, 2104 nt
Organism: Penaeus monodon (black tiger shrimp)
Lineage: Eukaryota; Metazoa; Arthropoda; Malacostraca; Decapoda; Penaeidae
Exons: 3
Coding region: 263-1735 (490 amino acids)
Source: RefSeq, a predicted model, not a curated record